Molecule: messenger RNA, 2379 nt
Organism: Pseudo-nitzschia multistriata
Lineage: Eukaryota; Bacillariophyta; Bacillariophyceae; Bacillariales; Bacillariaceae
Source: the annotation of a GenBank genome assembly
AACGAACAAUAUCAUCCUUGGCACUCAACCGUACCGCACAGGUGGAAACAACCCUCCUGUCUUACCCUGGAUCGAUCGCAAAUCCAUCAUUGAUGCCAGUGAGGAACGCAACAACAAAAACAGUGUUUCUCUAACAUCUGAUGUUUCGUAUUGAGAGCGAGGGAAGUUUCGUCACUGCCAUCAUUCACUGGAGUUUCCUGUUCACAUUCGCAUUCCAGAGUAGCAAAUUGCAGACAGCCUGCGCCUUUUCUGGAACGGGAUCCUUUCCCCCGAGACCAAGCUUAUUUGGUUCGAAAUUACGACCAAAAGCUCUCGAGAUGACGGCCCGUGCAUCCGCGGAUACGAGUCCGGCAAGCGAACCCCCGGUUGCCGUGGCCAACCGUUUGUUUUUGUCCCACAUCGACUACGCCAACCGAGGCGACGGCAAAAGCGGCGACACGACCGCGCCCGGCGAUGAUCUCUCGCAGGAAUUCGUAAAACAGCAGCUGGAGGGACUCUUCUCGAGGUUCGGAUCGGUGCAGGAAAUCUACCUUUCCGAAAAAGAAGACCCGGGCCGGAGCGAGAACAACCCCUCGGAACGCCGGCCGCCCUUUGGCUUUGUCGCCAUGGAAACCGCCUCCGAGGCACAGGCCGCUCUCGACGGGCUCCGCGAAACCGGUGGCAACCAAUCAAUCGGCAAUGCGCGGCGCCUCUUUGGGGACGUGGCACCGGCCAAGGUCCACAAGUCGAAGAACAACCAGCAAAACAAAAACGAGCGCAUGCGGUCGGAAMGACGGAAGGAAUUUCGAAGCCGCCGGGCCCUCGUGGAGGGCGGGAAGAGCGGGAGCGCCGCCGCGAACCUCGUGUGCCAGGUCCAUACCUCCCACCUCGACCGGCUGAACGACUUUGUGGCGGCCCGGGAGGGGGUGGGCCUGGUGGGCUCGUUCUCGGUGCAAAAGGGGACGUCCUUUGCGGUCCUGCGGGUCGAUGCGCCAUCGGAGGACGACGGCGUCGACGGCGCCGAACAAUUUUCCCGGACGCUGUGGAACACGUGGUACGUGGCCCCCAAUCUGAACCGCGUGACGCUCCUGGACCACGGGGAGGGCGGCUCUAGUCCCGUCGUCGAGGGGAACCUUCGGACGGGGGUGGUUCCGGCGAUUUUCCGCUCCCUUUCCGGACUACCGGGGGCGGGUGGCGGAAAGGUCCUGCUCCGGGUGGCCGUCUUUCCCCCCAAGCUCCAGCGGGCGCUGUUGGUAGGCAUCGAGGACUACCAACACACCAGCCGCCAAGAAGGCGACGCGGACGUCGAGCUCUGCCCCGGGAAUCCCACMCACACGAUCUCCGUCGUCCAGCUGCAUCCCGGCGUUGUGGCGACUCCCAAGAGCAAGGGCGACAACGACAAGGCCCUGUACGUUCUGGGCCGCCCCGAGUGCGUUUCCUCUGUGCCAAAGAAGCGUUCCCUGUCCGGAGAGGGCAGUGAAACUACGGACAACAACAACAACAACAACAACAACAACAACAACGUCCACUCCGACAAGUACGAGCUACAGCAGCAGUCCACAAGCGUCGUGCCUCAACCCAAGAGGCAGCACAGGCAAAACGGCGACGAGGCUGGCACAGCAGCGGCAGCCGCCCACAACUCGAACCUCAAGGUGAUCGGCGGCGAUUCCGGGGCGACUGGUGGGGAGGACAAGAGCAUUUCGAGGGCCUACUGGAAACUCCAGGAAGCCUGGGAGCGGUACCGGUACCGGUACGAAGCCCCGUGCCUCGAUGCCGCCGGGAGCGGGCACGGCGAGGCGCUGUGGGCCCUGGACUGCGGGGCAGCUCCCGGCGGCUGGACGAAGUUUCUGUUCCGGCCGGGCGUCGUCGGCAGGAUCUACGCCGUGGAUCCCGGCGAGUUGUCUCGAGACGUGGUGCCGGGCCUCGACGAGGGCCUCGCCGAGGCCGGCGCGUCGACGCCAGCGGCAACCUCCAUUGUGAAGCACGUUGCUACCACGAUCCAGGCCGCGGUCCCGGACCUGGCGGCGGACCUCCGAUCGUCGUCCAGGACCAACAAGGUUCUGGACAUCUGGGUGAGCGACAUGUGCUGCAAGGAUAUGGCGGGCCAGAUCGAUUGCUUCUUGCUGGCCCGGUCCGAGGGCGUCGUCGGUCCCGGGACCUUUUUUGUGCUCACCCUCAAGUGCGUGGUGGGGUAUUCGGCCACGGCGUUCGAGUACCAGGCCAAGGAGCAGGUCGCACGGCUGGAGGGGAUCAGCAGGGAUGUUCAGGUGGUCCACCUGUUUUCUAAUCGGAGCAGCGAGCGGACCAUCAUUGGGUAUUUGUGCUGAGCCAGCAGCAGGAAAAACCAUUCCCACCCCGCGGAUUCGCACCGGUGCGAGCAAACAAAACACAAACACGAUU